AUGCUGAGACAUUCAAACAGACUGUGAGUCAUUAGCCUGGGAGAUCUUUGGCCCACACAUAAAAGCUGGACGAUCAGUGGUAGUGACUCUCCAGGGGGCGACGGCUUACAUCCCUGCACCCAAGCAUGUGCAUAGGCCUUCAACCGCCACCACGGCUCUCUGUUGCCCCUAAACUAGAGGCUGUUUAGCAGCAGAUUUACAAAUGACCUGUGCUGCUGUUGUUUGAAGUGAUGCGGAGAGGGGGCGGCUCUACAACGCCGAGACCCUGCAUCGCUUGCAGGGCUCAUUACAGAUCAUGCAGACAGACGGACAGACAGACACUGACAAGGAGAAGUCGCUAAUGAGGAAAAGAGCAGAUAAAAACAGAGGAAGUACCAGCCUACUCUCCUCCACUCUGCUUCUCCACUGUCACUCUGAGAAAAUCCCGCUGCAGAAGGAGAUUCACCUGAGCCGAGCCGCAGAGACCUGCUGA
This is a messenger RNA of Xyrichtys novacula (pearly razorfish), 472 nucleotides long. NCBI's taxonomy places the organism in Eukaryota, Metazoa, Chordata, Actinopteri, Labriformes, Labridae. The record is from the annotation of a GenBank genome assembly.